AACUGUGGUGCAGUGCAUGAUAUUACGCAAAUGUAUUCCCUAUCAACUUGUUGUUUUAUUGUAAUAGUAAAAUUAGCAACGCUCAGAAUUAAUAACGGAAAAUUUCUCACAAUUAUUUCAUCGAGUAUAAAUGACUGGACGACGAUACUAGAUCCAAAAGCUUCUAAAAUUAUGAGAAAGAAUGCAAAAUUGGCUCGCUUUGUUUGCCUUUUUCAAAUGAUUUCUGCUUACAUGACAGCUGUCAUUUUUAUUAUGGGGCCAUUAGCAUUCCUCGCUAUAUAUGACAUGCCUAUUGAUGCCAAUAUGACGAGCAAUUCCUCUGUUCCUAAAUUUCAACCUCUGCCUUUGCAAACUGGAUGUUUAUUUAAUGAAAUGUCAUCACAUACAUAUGCUGCAAUAUAUAUUCUCCAAGCAAUCCAAAUUUUAUCGACAUGCACCGGUAACGUGGGAAGCGAUUGUUACUUUUUUGGAAUCACUUUACAUGUCGCUGGACAACUCGAAUGGCUAGGAGAACAAUUUCAAACUUUGAGUAUUGAAUCUACUGAACGAAAAUACACGAAAACAUUAGGCGCUCUUGUAAGCAGGCACAAUCAAUUGAUACAGUUUGCAAAAGAUUUGGAAGAUUCAUUCAAUAUUUGUAUUAUCCUUGUACUUGCGGUGAAUAUGGUACAAAUCUGUUUAAGUGGAUUGCAGAUGAUCAUAAGUUUGCGAAAUGGAGAUACUGCCACAGUCGUUAAUGGAGUCAUCAUUCUUUACAUACUGAAUCUUCAAAUCUUUCUUUAUAGUUACGCAGGUGACCGAUUGAGUUCUGGAAUAGCAAAUUUGCACACCGCGAUAUACUGCAGUACAUGGUACAACUUACCGCAUAGAGCAAUUAAAGACCUGGUGUUCAUUAUGCUUAGAACUCAUAAAACGUUCAAUUUAACAGCCGGAAGAAUUUAUGCUAUGAAUAUUGAUAGUUUUAAAAAUAUUUUAAAGGCUACUUUAUCUUAUUUUUCAGUGAUGCAAGCUAUGUUUGAAGACUAA
This is a messenger RNA of Cotesia congregata, 1026 nucleotides long. NCBI's taxonomy places the organism in Eukaryota, Metazoa, Arthropoda, Insecta, Hymenoptera, Braconidae. The record is from the annotation of a GenBank genome assembly.